AUGGCUGAGGGCAAUCAUACCCAGGUGACGGAGUUCGUUUUCUUGGGCUUCACAGAUAAUCCACGCCUAGAAAUGGCUCUCUUUGUGGUCUUUCUUUUCAUCUACCUGGCAGAUGUGGUAGGCAAUGUGGGCAUGAUCCUCCUGAUCACCGUAGAUGAGCAACUCCACACACCCAUGUAUUUCUUCCUUUGCCACCUCUCCUUCGUGGACCUGGGCUACUCUACUGCCAUUGCCCCACGCAUGCUGGCUGACUUCUUACGCCAGCGAAAAAUUAUCUCCUUCUCCAGCUGUGCCACACAGUUUGCCUUUUUUGUAGGCUUUGUGGAUGCUGAAUGCUAUGUCUUGGCUGCCAUGGCAUAUGACCGCUAUGUGGCCAUCUGCCGUCCUCUCCAUUAUACCACAGUCAUGUCAAAGCAGGUUUGUUUGGUACUGGCUAUUGGUUCCUACGUAGCAGGUCUAAUAAGCCUGGUGUCCCAUACUAGCCUGACUUUCAGCUUAGAUUACUGUGGCUCCAAUAUCAUCAAUCAUUUCUUCUGUGAGAUCCCCCCACUCCUUGCAUUGUCUUGCUCUGACACCUACAUGAGUGAGAUCCUCCUCUUCAGCCUCUGUGGCUUCAUCGAGUUCAGCACCAUCCUUAUCAUCCUUAUCUCCUACUCCCAUCUCACUGGAGUCACCCUCUUUUAUGGGACAGUUAUGUUUAUGUAUCUGAGACCAACAUCCAGUUACUCAUUAGAUCAGGACAAAUGGGCCUCUGUGUUCUACACGGUUGUGAUUCCUAUGCUCAAUCCUCUAGUAUACAGCCUUAGGAACAAAGAUGUGAAGGAAGCUUUUAGAAGAGUUGUCAGCAAGAAAGUUUUAUCCCAGUAA
Molecule: messenger RNA, 867 nt
Organism: Zootoca vivipara (common lizard)
Lineage: Eukaryota; Metazoa; Chordata; Lepidosauria; Squamata; Lacertidae
Product: olfactory receptor 5AR1-like
Biological process (GO): G protein-coupled receptor signaling pathway
Cellular component (GO): membrane
Molecular function (GO): olfactory receptor activity; G protein-coupled receptor activity
Source: RefSeq, a predicted model, not a curated record